This is a messenger RNA of Colletotrichum orchidophilum, 3759 nucleotides long. RefSeq lists its product as uncharacterized. Gene Ontology annotation, molecular function: protein binding; oxidoreductase activity, acting on single donors with incorporation of molecular oxygen, incorporation of two atoms of oxygen. Lineage: Eukaryota; Fungi; Ascomycota; Sordariomycetes; Glomerellales; Glomerellaceae. Bases 1 to 3759 code for a protein of 1252 amino acids. The transcript is spliced from 3 exons. The record is from RefSeq and is a predicted model, not a curated record.
AUGAGCAGAGCAGGGGUAGGCACUAAUGAGAUCUUGCCAAAUUCAGAAAUUGGUUUCUGCGCCGCCAAGGACACCCGGCGCCUGUCCUUCGACACUAAAUAUUCAAAUUUCUAUACGAUCAUCUUCACCACUACCAACCAAGCAGCCGCCGAUACCAAUCAGCAGCUAUAUGUCGCGGGGGCGGCACAUUCAGUCAUGACGAAUCUGCGCGACCUCCCUCCGGAGCUCAAAAUAGCCAUCGUCAAUGAGCUAGGGAGGGAGAAGCCCGUUUUCCCGAAAAACCCUCCCAUCAACCACAGAUGUGCUGACAUUCAGAUCGCUGCUCUCGGGGCGCUAGCACUGACGGAUAGAUUCUUCAAUUGCAUUGUGACGCCAUUACUGUACGAAAAUGGUGUCCUCCGUCAUCCGUAUCUCCUGUGUUGGGCAACCGACAUUGGAAACGUGAACAUCAUGCACAAGGCUCUGAGGACUGGGAUGAUUUCUCCCAACAAUGCAAUUAUCCGCUAUCAGACCGAGUAUCAGCCAUGGAACCCAAAGACCGAAUCAUCAAAGGAGCUUUUUUGGCGUUUCUACCGGCGUGAUGGGCAAUGGUUUCAAUCCCCGAGACAUUAUGUUGGACGUUUAUUUGAGGCUCAAAAUCCAUAUGAGAUUUCGAGUUCCGAGGAUGUAUCUGAAGACGACCAGUCUGAAGAUAUGGAACGCAGUCUGACGUCGGGAGAUUCCUCCGAAGAUGCCUCCGUGACUGAUGACUACUCGGAUGGCGAGGACCUCGAGAGCGAGGAGGAUGCCGCCUCGGAUGCCGAAACCGAUGCUGCUGAUGGCCUUCUGCCACAAAUUGCGGCGGUGGGCUCUGGUGCCGAUAGUGAUGCCGCAAGUGACACCGACAGCGAAAGCGACGAAGCGCAAUGGAGGCUUGACAAGCGCAACAUUAUGUUCGAAGGAUACCUCCGAUUUCCGGACUACGACGAUAUGGAAGACGUGGACAACCGCGACAUCAGGGGCAUGUACUGGAUGCCCAUCCACAUCGCUGCCAGAGCUGGAAACAUGCAAGUUCUCGAAUUGCUUUUGGAGUUUAACGCGCUGGUCAACGUGUCUUCGAAAGGCUUUUGCUACAAUCUUUGCACCACUUCGUCCAAAGCCAUAUACUGGCCAGACGAGAACGGUACGUAUCCGGCGUGGACACCACUCCAUGUUGCAUUGUGCCACGGACAUACGAACGUAGCCAAGCGGAUCAUAGACGAGUGCGAACACCUCCAGGAACGUCUUCUUUGCUUUCAAGAAGCAGAAUGGCAGUCGCUCCCGAGGUUCAUUUCUGCCAUUCGGCAUCACCACAUGGGUCUUGCAGAGUGGUGUCUGCAACAAGGCUCGGUAAAAGAGAACGUCAACGCUAUGAAUAUCAAGCUCCACGGUGCGACAAUGCUUUGGAGGGCGUUUUGGGAAGCGGAUGACUCAGAGACCUUCGAGGCUGCUCUGAGGAUUUUGCUGCGCAACGGAGCCGAUAUCGACCAUGACCUCGGAAAAGGACAUACCUUGUUGAUGGAGGCAUGCCUCUACGGAUAUUUCGAAGAGGCAAUUGCUCUCAUUAAAGCUGGGGCCAACGUCGAGAUCACUCUCGACGAUUUCAACAUAGACACCCCACUUGGACAGGCAUGGGAUGACUUACACUCCCGAUUCCCCUUUGGCGUUGAGGGAUGCAGCCUGCUCGAGAUUUGCUGCGGUCCACCGCCCGUCCUGUCCAGCCCCUGGAGGGGAGCACAUGCUCCAUUCCCCAGGAGGGUCAACUCGGAAGUGUUGGCGCCCCAACUCAUCCGCCUUCUGCUGGAAUCACCAGCGCGAUCGGUUGGGAAACGGGAUCCGUUGCAGAUUGCAUGCUACUCGCAUAACAAAACAGCAAUAUCGACGUUGUUGCAAUCGGGUAUGGAUAUCACCAGCGUCAGUAUCGACAAUCUAACGCCACUCGAGUGCGCAACGCUACUCCCAGAACGGUUUUCCCCUCAAGACUGGCUCCAUACAUUUCAAAAAUGCAUGGAGAAGCUCACUAAGCACUUGGUUAAACGUCCGAAAAGCGAAGUCAAGCCCGCUGGCAACGCCGCGUUGCGGAAUAUUAUGGACAGCUUCAGCACAGUGCUGAAAAUGGACAUCAGCAAGGGACAGGUUUCUGCGGGGUGCCUCGUAACGCUAGGGCUUGCCGAUGUGAAUAUGCGGGACACACAAGAUCGUACACUAUUGAUCAACCUCUUUGUUGACGGUUUCUAUCAAGAGUGGCUCGCAACAAAACUAUUGAAGCUUGGUGCCAGGAUUGAGAGAAGGCCAGGGAGGGAUGACUUAGCGGCCAUCUGGUCGGAAGUGGGAAUCAACGACGAACUCUCACUUGAAACUUUUGAGAGGAGCAAGGAGGCUUACAAAUUUCUAACCAAGAUUGAUAAGGAGAAUCGGUUCCGGAGGGAGCCCUUCUUCCUCGCCGUUGCAAUGGCUGCGAACAACCAAUACAUUGUGGACUCGAUGCUCCGGCAUAUCCAACUCGACACUUUGUGGAUCACAUACCCUGAAGGUCCACAAGUUAGCAAUCACAUACCAAUCGACCAAGUCGAAGGAAGAACGGCCAGCUCGUCGGGGCCAGGUGAAGUCACCGAGUCCAGCGACGCUAGCAGCGACAUCGAAAGCGACAGAGGCCACGAGCUGUGCGAUUGCGAGAAUACCAUUCAUCGCGGCCCUUGCGAACGACCGAUGUGGACCGGCCCCAGAGACGGUCUCCUCAUCCUCCGUGAGAGAUAUUCAGGGUGGUCACUCUUCCAUCUUGCCAUUCGUUUUGGUCAGCUGAAUGUGGUCACGAAGCUCCUCAAACGAGGGGCAAACGUACACGAAAGAACAGAUAGUGGCUGGAGUCCGGGGUACAUCAUUUGCAGCGAGCAAUGCUACAAUUCAAGAAUUCUCAUCCACCUCCUCGCCCAUGGAGUAAACCCGCAUAUAGGAGGACACCGGGGAUGGACAUCGCCUUUGGAUCAUGCGCUUUCAAAGGGAAACCUUGAGGCCGCCAAGCUAAUGAUCAAGGCUUACCCUCUCGAGAAAAGCCCGGCUGCACGAAACCAUCUAUAUCUCCACCGUUUAAUCCACAGCCAGAUAAAAUGUUUGCAGUUACCUAUGACGACGCAGGAGGUGCUCCCUAUCUUUGCGCGUCUUGAUGCCGCGGCGAACGCGGUUGACGGCGACGGCAAUACACCUCUCGGGUAUUUGCUGAUUCAAGUCCUCGACGCCAAGAAAAAGGGCAAUCUCUCAUCGGUAGCAGCCAAGAGCGCGGAGGAGAUGAUGGUCCUGCUUAUCAAGCAUGGGGCCAGAGCAGGUAUUGUCAACAAGGCAGGCAAGAGCGUGCUGGACUUGAUGGAAGAGGUGAGGGGGUACAGCGAUCCUCUUGUGAGCGUUCGGCGCUUUCUCAGGUCGACAUUGCUCUACCAUGUCAUGGCUUAUCGUAAAAGCAUUGAUAUGCCUAUACGUAAGGUAGUACCCACGUUGCAAUCUCCGCCCAGCAUUGACGGGGCUGUCUACCGCAUCUUUAUCGACUACGUCUUCCAGAGCCGCAACGGUAAAGAUAUCUGGAUUGACGGCGACGGCGCUGCCAAUGCGUGGCGUAUCUUCAACGGCGUCGGCGACUUUCGGCAACAGUUUGUGCGGAUCCCGCGCUUCAACAAUGCGGGGGCGGCCCGGACCCCGCUGUGGGGCACGUACCGGAACCCGUUUGUCGGGGAUCUGCGGGUGGUUUGA